UCUUCUCGUAAUUACUAUGCUUAGAUACACUUAUGUUACUGCAAUAAACAGUGUGGUGAUCUUUUUCCCUCGUGUUAAUGAUGUUCAUGUUUUGGGCUGUAAGGGACGCUGUUGAUCAGUGAUAGAAAACCAGCUUUGCCUGAGAUUCGAGCCAGCGCCCCUACUGACUGAAUUUAACCAGGGCGGAGAGGAAAGGGCUUCAUAAGACCCAAUUUAUGAUGAGACGUGCUUAAGAUACAGAGGAUCUACGUAGUGCGACUGAACUUGCUACUGUGUGGAUUAUGCAUUUGAGUCUUUUGAUGUAGUAUUUUUCUUUUCCUUUUUACGCGAUGCCGUUUGAGAAGUCGAACUUUUGGUCCAUAAAAUGUCGUUUGUUUUGCGUGUCGACAUGGACGUUUAUACUCUUCCUCGCGUAUUUCACACAUAUUGUCUCUGGCCAAAUACGGUAUUCCAUCGCAGAGGAAAUGAAGAAGGGGGCACUUAUUGGAAAUUUAGCGCAAGACCUUGGAUUGGAUCUGCAAAGGCUACGUUCUGGUCGGGUCCGUAUCGUGACCGCAGAGAGCAUCCAGUAUAUUGAGCUGAAGACAGACAAAGGGAUUCUAGUCGUGAGUGAAAGGAUAGACCGGGAACAGCUUUGUCAAGAGGUAACACCGUGUAGCUUCAGCUUUGAGGUGAUUUUAGAAAAUCCCAUGGAACUGCACCGAGUAACUGUGGAAAUUAAUGAUAUUAAUGACAAUUCACCUAUGUUUCGAAAGGAUGAAAUUAAAUUCGAGAUAAGUGAAUCGGCCACACUUGGAUCACGCUUCAUGUUAGCCAGUGCAGAAGACGCAGACGUAGGCAAUAAUGGACUGCAGAAAUAUAUACUAACUACCAAUGAUAUGUUUGUAUUGAAGCAGCAUUCAACUCCAGAUGGUAAAAAAUACGCUGAAAUGAUUUUACAAAAACCGUUAGACAGAGAAAAUCAGCCAAAAAUUUCCUUGAAGCUCAUCGCUUUGGACGGUGGGACUCCACAGAGAUCAGGCACAGUAAAUAUAGACAUCACUGUCCUCGAUGCUAAUGAUAAUCCUCCCAUUUUCAGUCAGUCAGUCUAUGUGGCUACUGUCAUGGAAAACGCUGCAAUAGGAACCUGUAUUACCACAGUGAAUGCGACAGAUGCAGACAGUGGAUCAAACAGUCUCAUCACAUACAGGUUUUCCAACAUGAAAGAGUAUCUUAAUGAUAUUUUUCAAAUGGACGAAAUCACGGGGGUGAUAACACUCGUAGGGCACAUAGAUUAUGAAAAAGACAAGAAAUAUGAAAUUAUGAUUGAGGCUGUGGACCAAGGUGGUCUUACAGAUUCUGGUAAAGUUCUUAUUGACAUUGUAGACGUCAACGACAACGCACCUGUAAUAAAUGUCAUGUCAUUCUCAAGCCCUGUACCAGAGGAUGCUACACCUGGCACCACAGUGGCAAUAAUCCAUGUGAAAGACGCAGACUCUGAGCAACACGGUCAAAUUAGGUGCUCAAUUGAUAACAACAUCCCUUUUAAGGUAAAGUCAACACUGACUAAUUAUUACACAUUAGUAACGGAUUCAGUCUUUGACAGAGAAAUUGUGCCAGAAUAUAACAUAACUGUAACAGCGACUGAUUCGGGAUCACCCUCCCUGUCCAGCACUACAACGUUACGUCUAAGAAUUUCUGAUGUAAAUGACAACGCUCCAUUGUUUGACAAAAUGAGUUAUGAUGCUUACAUCAUAGAGAACAAUCCCUCAGGUAUGUCUAUAUUCACCGUCAGCGCACGGGACACUGACUGGAAUCAAAACGCGAAAAUCUCGUACUUUCUCGAAGACACACAAGUUAGUGGUAAUCCAGUAACUACUUUUGUAUCUAUAAACACGGAAACUGGAGUUUUACAUGCAGUGCGCUCAUUUGAUUAUGAACAGCUUAAACAACUUCAACUAGUUGUCAAGGCGCAGGAUGGAGGCUCUCCUCCACUGAGCAGCAAUGCCACUGUUAAAAUAAAUAUUCUAGACCAGAACGACAACGCCCCUCAGGUUCUAUAUCCAGUCCAGACUGGUGGCUCUCUGGUAGCUGAAAUGGUGCCUCGUUCAGCAGAAGUGGGCUAUCUGGUGACUAAAGUGGUGGCUGUUGAUGUGGACUCUGGCCAGAAUGCCUGGCUCUCCUAUAAACUGCAGAAAGCCACAGACAGGGCGCUGUUCGAAGUGGGCUUACAGAAUGGGGAAAUCAGAACUAUCCGCCAAGUCACUGAUAAAGAUGCUGUGAAACAACGGCUGACUGUUGUGGUGGAGGACAACGGCCAGCCCUCCCGUUCAGCUACAGUCAGUGUUAACGUGGCGGUGGCGGACAGCUUCCCUGAAGUGUUGUCGGAAUUCACUGACUUUAGACAGGACAAGGAGUACAAUGACAACCUGACUUUUUACUUGGUCUUGGCUUUGGCUGUGGUUUCCUUUCUGUUCAUCACGUGCCUGGUGGUUAUUAUAUCAGUGAAAAUCUACAGGUGGAGACAGUCUCGCAUCCUGUAUCAGUCCAACUUGCCGGUGAUUCCAUAUUAUCCCCCACGUUACUCAGACACUUUGGGGACAGGGACUCUCCCACACGUGUACAAUUACGAGGUGUGCAGGACGACUGACUCCAGAAAGAGUGACUGUAGGUUCGGCAGAGCCGGUAGUCAGAACGUCCUGAUAAUGGAGCCCAGUUCAACAGGGACGAUGCAGCGGAUACAGAGUGACAGGAGCAUCCUGGAUGAACCAGACUCUCCUCUAGAGGUUAGUGUCUUUAAGAAGAAAUGUUGCAUUUAUUGA
Myripristis murdjan (pinecone soldierfish) is the source of this 2801-nucleotide messenger RNA. Its product is annotated as protocadherin gamma-A3-like. Gene Ontology annotation, cellular component: plasma membrane. The coding region runs from base 330 to 2801 and encodes 823 amino acids. The transcript has a single exon. The record is from RefSeq and is a predicted model, not a curated record. Gene Ontology annotation, biological process: homophilic cell-cell adhesion. Lineage: Eukaryota; Metazoa; Chordata; Actinopteri; Holocentriformes; Holocentridae. Gene Ontology annotation, molecular function: calcium ion binding.